GGGGGGGUUCACCCCCAGCAGUGUGGCUCUUCUAUGCAGGGAAAUAAAGGAGGGGAGCAUGCAGCUUGCACUGAGGUGUGCCUCCUGGCAGCUGUGGAUCGACUCCCCCAAAUUAGGAGCUGCUUCUCGUGCCCUGCCACCGCGCCGGGGAGUGCCGUGUGGCAGGCAGAGCCUUGCACAGAACACUAAAUGAAAUGGGAGAGAUUGGGGUUUGCUCUCUGACACUAAAAUGAAUGCUUUUGGGUCGGGAGCUUGCUCGCAGCUGGUGACGCAAUGCCGGGCUGGGCCAGGAGGCGAGGAGGCUGCCUCGUCCUGCCCCUGCCCCGAGCACUGCUACGUGCUGUGGGGUGCAGGACCGAGCAGCUCCUUUGCCUCCUGCGUUGCUCCUGGCCCGAACCCCUCUGGUCUCUGCCUUACCCUCCCAUGCCCUCAUCGCUUCCCUUUUUUUUUCUGUCUCAGCAAGUUGCCUGUCUGUCCUCUAACCACAGCCUGCUCGCCCUCGGUGCGGGAGAGUCUGGUGUAACUCCUUUCCCCCUCUCUCUGAAACCCUACAACUGACACAGCCCUCCCGCAGCUCCUCCUCUCGGUGUCUCUCCUUCACUCGCAUGCAGUUUGCUUCAAUAAAUUAUUGUAGUAGUUUGCAAUAAACUUUUUUUGUAUUUUUUUUUCCCCUGUAUUUAUUUUAUUGUUCUCCUCCCUGGAAGGGAAGCUGGGGCCCUGGCCCCAAGAAAACCCUGAGAUGUAGGAUGAGAUGGGUGCAGGUUAUGGGAGCCCUAUGGGGGCUGCGGGGCCUGGUGCUGGGUGGUGCUGCGGUGGCUGAGGGAAGCUGCUUUUCUACUCUGUUUUUCUUUUCAUCUGGGUAACACGUAACCAAAAUAAAUGUACUGAGGAAAACAAACCAACCCCAAGGGCUGUUUGUGUGUGGUACUCGGGCUGAGGGGCUGCUGCUGUGGGACGUACCCCUGGGGUAGGGGGCUCUGGGGGACCCCAGCAGCCUUGAGGAAGAGGGGAAGAGGUGGCUGCUGGGGUCGGGCUGUAGGGUGCGGGGUAUUCUCGCCCCCAGCUGGGCCUCGCUCUGUCCCCAGCGCGGCGCCCUGCUCCGGCCCCAGCCUGCUGCCUGGGCUGAGCUGUUGAGCAACGUCCCGGCUCUGCUCACCUCUUCCCGGCAGCGGUUUCUCGCUCUCCGGCCUGAGCCAGGGAUUAGAGUGGGGCUUGUUGUGCCGCGGGAAAGGAGCCUGUCACUGCCGGAGGCGGGAAUCUGCAGCGUCGUGCCAGGCCCCAGGCGCGGAAGAGGGGGAGAGCCGGGCCGGCGGACGCGUGAGCGGAGCUCCCGGCUGGAAUGCACCAGCUCAGCAAGGGAUUGUCCUCCCCGGGCUGCGCGGGCACUGCGCCGUGAGCCUGGGACGGCCGCCUGGGCCAUGGCGGCGGCAGACACCCCUUCAGCCACCCUCCGGCACCACGACCUGUGCAGCCGUGGCAUCCGCCUGGCCAGGAAGAUGCGCUCGGACGUCACAGACCUCCUGGACAUCUACGUGGAGCGGCAGGGCCUGGACGCCUCCAUCAGCGUGGCGGCGGUGGAUGGGGUGCCGACGGCGGCAGUGGAGCGCUGGGCCGAGCAGACGGGCACCCAGCGCCUCCUGGACAACCUGGCCGCCUACCGGGCCUUCCGCACGCUGCUGGCGCAGAUGCUGGAGGAGCAGCGGGAGCUGCUGGGAGACACCGAUGCUGAGCUGGGCCCGGCGCUGGCGGCCAUGCUGCUGCAGGUCUCGGCCUUUGUCUACCACCUGGAGGAGCUGCUGGAGCUGGAGAGCCGCGGGGCCCCCGCUGAGGAGGGCUCUGAGCCCCCCGCGCCCCCACGCCUCAGCCUCUUCGAGCAGAAGCUGCGGGGCCUGCGGGUGCUGCGGGAGCUGGCCCAGUGGGCCGUCAGGUCGGUGCGGGACCUGCGGCAGCUCUCCAAGCACGGCCCGGGCAGCGGCGCGGCACUGGGUCUGCCUGAGAGCCAGUGACGGCGGUGUGGGGAGCCCCGGCCCGGAUGGGGCUUAGCUGGGGGGCCCAUCCCUGUGCAGGGCUGCUGACAGGCACAGGGGCUUCGGGGGGUGGGGGGGGCCAUGCUACUAACCCAGGACACUUCUGCUUCCUAAUGGGCCCACUUCCCUGCGAUGGAAACUGAGGCAUGGGGAGGGAACUCCCGGUGAGGUGGGCCUUGUGGGCGACCCGCAGCCCCACCGUGGCCUGGAAGCCGUGACCUCCGGCGUGCUGUGCAGGGCCGGCCUGUUCUGUGGGACCGGGUUGCUGCCUGUCUCCUGGCAGCCAGGUGAUGCUUCUGGAGGAGGGGAGCUGCCUGGGGGCAUUGCAGAGGUGAGAGCGAUGUGGAAGCAUCACCUGCUGAAAGGCGGCUUAGGAAUUGUCCCCCCUCCGCAAGGCCUGAGGCUUUGCCUCCUCCAGGUGCUCCCUUUUCUCUCGGCUCCUGCACAGCUCCCACCCUGCCUGUGUGUUCUGCGUGCUGAAUUUCUGCUCUGACCGCUUGGGGCCUUUCUCAGGAGGGGGGGUGGGAUUUUGAGCUGGAUGGCAUUUCUUAGCUGGUCGGACGGGAUAUGGAGAGGGUAUUUAUAUAGAAGGCUGACUUGGAAGACCCUCUGCCAGGGUCUUUGUGCCUCUGGGGGCUGCUUUAAGACUGGAAAGGCAGAAGCGAACAGCCCCAGCCGCUGUCAGCCACUGUUUUCUCCCCGGGUGGCUGUGGUGGAUGCUGAGCAAAUAAAGCAUCUGGAGAGCCA
Molecule: messenger RNA, 2774 nt
Organism: Gallus gallus (chicken)
Lineage: Eukaryota; Metazoa; Chordata; Aves; Galliformes; Phasianidae
Gene: CNTF
Product: ciliary neurotrophic factor
Exons: 3
Coding region: 1419-2006 (195 amino acids)
Biological process (GO): positive regulation of axon regeneration; positive regulation of tyrosine phosphorylation of STAT protein; negative regulation of neuron apoptotic process
Cellular component (GO): axon
Molecular function (GO): growth factor activity; cytokine activity; ciliary neurotrophic factor receptor binding
Source: RefSeq, a predicted model, not a curated record